UUGCCGGAGACUUGGUCUGAUUAGUUUGCAGGGUGCGUGAUAAAUACUAGUACUGUUAAUACAUUAUAUCAUUUAAUACUGUACAGAUCUGUACAAGAAAAUCUAGAAAAGAUUAAAAAAAAAAAAAAAGACAUGGAAACAAGUAAAAAUAAAAUUAAACAACACAAGCUAGUUAAACCCAGUAAUCGAAACACAGCUCCCUUUCAUUCAUUUAAACUUAAUUUCGUGCUUAUAUCCAAUUAAGGUUCGAGCGCGUUGUCCGGGGCACACAAUUCAGCUAUUUGGACUGUCUGUCUAGAACAGUGGGUUAGUGGUGAGCUGUUAGUUGUAGAGAGAAAUUAGUGUAGUGCCUUUACACGUAUCCACUAAGUCGUUAAACUGCCGCUGGGUGUGAGGCGGUACGGGGAGGUGACCCCGACACCUAUCAGCCUUAUGUUCGAUGACUUAACCGAGACCUGUAGAUAUACUGUACUAGUUAUAUUCUUUCUUAACCGAGACCUGUAGAUAUACUGUACUCGUUGUAUUCUUUCUUAACCGAGACCUGUAGAUAUACUGUACUCGUUGUAUUCUUUCUUUUAUAUUGUUCUCUAGAAAGCGAAAAUGGCUGUGCCUGAUUGGAGCUGUACUUUUGUUGAUACUGUUUGCAAAUUAUUCACAACUGAACGAAGUCAGCCCAGUGCCAAACACAAUGGUCGAUUACCACACAGCUGACGAAAGCACGAUGCAGAAAGUCGCCAAAGACGCCAAAGUCAACUCGAAACAAAAGGGCGAAAAAGAAAGGAAGGCAAAAGUAGGCGCGAAAGAAAGAACGAUGCAACUUGGCGCGAAAGACAAACUUAUCGUCUGGUAUAACGGCGCCUCCCGUAUAUGGAACCAGUCGAUCACGAGGACGUCGACUUGCGGACGUUACACGUGCAAGGUUUCACAGAACAGCAGCGACAUCGCCAAGGCAGACGGCGUCAUCGUCAACGCAUUUUACUUAAAACCGGAAGAGAAGCCGCCUCAGCGACCACACCCAAACCAGAUUUGGAUGUUUUACUGCCGAGAAUCGGAAAGCACCCUCCGUUACGUAAAAUGGCCGUCGAAAUAUUGGAAUACACUGUUUAACUGGACGAUAACGUACAGGUCGGAUUCAGAUUUCAAGUUUCCGUAUGGUGCCAUUGUAAAUAGAAAUGGAGCCAAGAAAGACUGGUUGAAAAUCGCAAAAUCUAAAACAAAAUCCGCUCUCUGGAUUGUAAGUAAUUGCGUGACGUCAGGACGGCGGGAAGACUACGUGAAGAGGUUACAGCAGUACGGGGUUCAGGUUGAUAUUUAUGGUAAAUGUGGAAAGCUGAAAUGUCCAAAACAAAUGGAACGAAAUUGUUUUAAAAACUACAGAUUCUAUCUUGCUUUUGAAAGCCAAAUGUGCGACGAUUACGUGACAGAAAAAUUGUUCAAAGUUUUCAAGCAUGACGUAGUUCCUGUUGUACGAGGAGGGGGAGAUUACUCCAGUUCAUUUCCAAGUCAUUCGUUUAUCGAUGCUUCGAAUUUCAAAACGCCUGAAGAUUUGGGGAAAUAUUUAUUGUAUUUAAGAAAAAAUGACACAGCUUAUGCGCAGGCGUUGGAAAACAAGUCCAAAUACGGCAGCGUUCAUCCGCAACCUUGGUGUGAUAUUUGUAAACAUUUACACCAGCUUCCGUCUUACAGAAAAACAUAUCCUGACAUUGGAAAGUGGUUAGACAUAAAGAAAUGUUACAAGCCUACAGAUUUGUGAAAUGGCGACAACUAACGUAGUCCCUACAUUUAAAAGUGAGGUUCUUAUUAAGUGACGCAACUAUCUGGGACCUGAUAAUAUACUAAACAGAAUUAAGAACUAAUUAAGGACCUGGCUCCGUGCUUAUAAAACGUUUCGAGUCCAGACGUGGCAUGCAUACAAUUUGUACGGCGUUGUCAUGACAGUAGUGUCACAAUUAUUUGGCAAGAAACAUUUUUAUUUAUACUGGAUUUCUUUUUUCAAUUUUUUUUAUUUAAGUUGGUAUGGGGUUAAAACUUAAGAAAACGUUUUUUAUAUGAAUUUUAAGUUUAUUCAUUAUGAAGUUACAUGCCAAUUCAUCGGUUUUCUUUUGAAGCAAACGGAUUAUAAACGGUGAGCACGUGGUUAUUAUUCAACAAAGAACAUUCUAGUUUUCAUUUUGGUUAAAUUUCAGUGUGAUAAUUGGAGGGUUAGUUGAAUUUGAAAAGGGCCAGUAAGAUUUUUCUUCAACUGGCCCUGCUGGCGACCGUAGUUUUCAUGUUAAUUUCCAACCCUGAGUUUUUCAGACUAUAUUAGAGUCUCGAGUGUAGAAGUAAUGUCUGAUUUAAGUUAUCAAAACCCCCAGCUCUAAUACUGAAAUUCGCCAUAGAGUUUAAACACUACUAGAGUCUGUCACUUUACACGUAAUAAUGUAAUCAACAAUUUAGAGCUAAACCAAUAACAAGCAUCGUCAAGUACCAACGUAUAGUGAAUGCUAUCUGAAGCUGUCCAGUUCAUGAUAUUUUGUAAUCAGGCAUGCAAAAGUUCAUAAAGCAUAUCCACGAGCCUACUGCUAAAUUAGUUUAUGGUCAUUUCCAAGUAUAAGGCGCCUGUGGUCUAUAGUAACUGCUGGCUGGUGCUAUACCCUAGUUUAAUAGUGUUAGUACAUUUUUGUCCCAUCUAUUUGGUAUAUUUCUAUAUACGAAUGUGCUUCAGAGUAGUAUGUGUAUAUGUCUGUGUGUACUCUCUCUCUCUCUCUCUCUCUCUCUCUCUCUCCUCUCUCUCUCUCUCUCUCUCUCUCUAUAUAUAUAUAUAUAUAUAUAUAUAUA
Molecule: messenger RNA, 2820 nt
Organism: Gigantopelta aegis
Lineage: Eukaryota; Metazoa; Mollusca; Gastropoda; Neomphalida; Peltospiridae
Product: alpha-(1,3)-fucosyltransferase C-like
Exons: 1
Coding region: 689-1753 (354 amino acids)
Cellular component (GO): membrane
Molecular function (GO): alpha-(1->3)-fucosyltransferase activity
Source: RefSeq, a predicted model, not a curated record